GUUGGAGUCGCAUCUCGCCGCUGUGGGCGACAUUCAUUCAUGUUCCGGGGCCGGGCAGUCGGGGGCUCCACGUGGAGUUCCCAGCAGAGAGACUGCGGCACUGGUGAAGGUUGACGCUCGGCGGAGCGAAACGACGGUGAACGCCUCAAGGCCCCCCCAAGUCGAAUAAAGUCACACUGUGGAUUCCUCAGGGUUCCAGUGGCAAGGUCAAGCAAGGUGGUAACGAGAUUGAGGUCGCGUGACCUGGAGAGAAAGAUUGACAAUGAAAUAGUCUUUGGGUCUUUCGGUAAAGUCACGUAGAUAGAAAAAUAAAGAAAUAUCACGACGUUUCGAUCGUAACACAAGCAAUCGUCAUCAGGUAUGGCAGAACUAAGCAAAACGGAAAACCUUUCAACAAUACCUGGUGUUCCAUACUCUGUGCAUGUGCUGAGGGAGGGAUAUUGCUACAAGGACAGUGACAGUCACACUCACGCAGAUGGCACUGUGACUCUCCUGUUGAGUGUGCCGGGAGAAGCAGAAAGACCUUGUGCCAUCCUGGUGGACACUGGAGGGCCGUGGGCCAAAGAGGAACUCAUCACCUCCUUGCAGCGGACGGUGCAGGGCUGUGUGCAGCAGAGUCUGGCGCCGAGUGAUGUCUUGCAGCUGGUGCAUACGGUGGUGUGCACGCACGGGCACUCGGACCACGUGGGAAACGUGGGGUUAUUCCCUCACGCUCGGAUCAUCAUGGGGUUUGAUGUGUCCCAGGGAGACCUCUAUGAAACACAUGGGCUUGCUGAGGGAAAGGCGUACGUGAUAAAUCCAUAUGUGCAGGUGAUACCCACACCAGGCCAUACAUGUUCGGACGUGAGUGUCGUUGUUCGCGACACAAGCGUUGGCACUGUCGUGGUUGCCGGAGACGUGUUUGAGCGGAGUAAUGAUGACGACGACUGGAAGGAGCACAGCCAUGAUCCUGUCACACAGCAGGUCAGUCGGUCAAAAGUUGCAUCAUUGGCUGAUGUCAUUAUUCCGGGACAUGGGCCACCGUUUCGAGUGAUGAACAGCCCGGCAGCAACGGCCGCAACAUUAACCUUGAAGCCACAUUGUGACGUGUAACACAUACGUCUUGCUGCCACUGAAAUAACGAAAGUACAUUUGAACAGGUGAAACGACUCGAUAAUUCUGUAACCAGUGUCUGCGUGAUUUGAGUAAAACGUCGUACAGUGAAUGGGGCAUGUUUUUCUAGAUCUUCACUUAUUGCAUAUAACAGCAAUAUGUUCAGGAGCUAGAUGCCAAUGAUGAGGUUUGCUCGUCACGACGAGAGGGCCUCAGGAGAGAGUUCGUGUCGUUGUGCUGUUCCUCCGCUGAAUUAGUGCAGGCUACAGUGGAUUACUUCAGAAGAGCCGUAAACUGUUAUUAAUUUGUUGUGCUUUGACAGUGUACAUAAAAGUGAAAUAUGUCAAAGGCUGCAAGAGUAGGCCCAUUGUGUGCCGGCCGUCAUGGUCCAAAUUUGAAAUAUCACCAGAAAAUUACUCCACUGGAAUAUACAUAGCAAUCAUCUCCCCCGUACUGGCAAACAAACUUGAACAUGAGUUAUGAGACUCAGGCAUGUUUGGGUAAACAAGCAUAAUAAACAAUAUGUGUAAUUUA
This is a messenger RNA of Petromyzon marinus (sea lamprey), 1626 nucleotides long. Lineage: Eukaryota; Metazoa; Chordata; Hyperoartia; Petromyzontiformes; Petromyzontidae. The record is from RefSeq and is a predicted model, not a curated record.